AGUUUCACUUACUAAAUUUCCCAAACCAAAAAAAGAGUGUUGAAUAUCCGAAUAUUCAUUCAAGAUUAACACAACAUGGACAUUAUCGCAAAAUACAAACUCUUUAAUCUCUCUUUCUCUUUCUCUUUCUCUCUCUCUCUGCCCCUAUCACUUUCUAGAUUCCAAUACUCACUUUCGAAUUAAUAUUCUUUCCUUUGGAAGGUAAAAAACCCCACGAAACUUUCACAUCCAUGUGACCAUGUCUAAGGUUCUCGAACCCCUAGAAGAAGAAAAGACAGUAGAGCACAAACCCAGGAGCCAAGAAGAAGAAGAAGAAGAAGAAGAAGAAGAAGAAGAUCAUCAAGAGUCAUUGAAGAAAGAAGAGUUGUUGGAAUCUCUGUGUACACCAACGUCGAGUGAUCACAAGAUUCCCGAAGUGGAAACAUGUCCUCCACCGCCAAGAAAACGACCGCGUGAGGUUUGUCUGAAAAAGAAGAAAAGAUUGUCCAAAGAUCUUCGGUUCUUCGAAGCCACCGACGUCGGAAGCCAAGAGGUAGAGACUUUAUUUGUUCACGAACCAAACCCUGUCCGUAAGAAACGAAGGAGUAAUAGUGCUUGAAUCAUAAAUUUGAUUCUGUUCUGUAGAUAUAGUACUCUUGUUUCUUUACUUCACAGAUGAAUUUUCGAUCGCUUUAUUAUAUACCUAUAAUAAUCUUUUAGUCCGAAUUCGUGUUACA
Messenger RNA from Camelina sativa (false flax), 716 nucleotides. Its product is annotated as cyclin-dependent protein kinase inhibitor SMR2. The record is from RefSeq and is a predicted model, not a curated record. Lineage: Eukaryota; Viridiplantae; Streptophyta; Magnoliopsida; Brassicales; Brassicaceae. Gene Ontology annotation, biological process: regulation of DNA endoreduplication.